ACUCCCGACUGUCCGUCAGCUGUUUUUAACAGAAUCAGAGAAAUAUCAGCAAAGCCUGAGGAGCCAAGAGAUAUUUGACAACUACAAACUUUGAUGUUUUCAAGAGUGGAGCAGGUUUUAACUGAGGCUCUGUUGUAAAAGAGGAGACAAAGUUCAGGUUGACAGAGCUGCUCCUCGUCCUGGAGGGAGUCACAGCUCCAUCAGCCCUCCCUCUUCUUCCUCCUCUCACACAGCAGCUCCACUCUGUCACUAGAUUUCCUUGUUCCCUCCCCUUCAGAUCUACAGUCUGUGGAUGGGCGUAACUGAGCUGACAGGUUUCAUUCGCUGCACAAACACUUCCUGUUCAGAUCAGAGCUCAGACUAGUUGCAGUUAUCAGGAAGUGAAACUCAGACGGUCGUUGACACUGAGAGGUGAAAUGGAGCAGAAAGCAGUUCAGCUGGACCGAGAGACUUUCUCUUGUUCCGUCUGUUUGGAUCUACUGAAGGAUCCGGUGACGACUCCCUGUGGACACAGCUACUGCAAGAACUGUAUUAAAGACCACUGGGACACAGAGGAUGAGAGGAGGAUCUACAGCUGCCCUCAGUGCAGGAAGAGCUUCACACCGAGGCCUGAGCUGCUGAAAAACACCAUGUUAGCAGCUUUAGUGGAACAGCUGAAGAAAACUGGACUCCAAGCUGCUGCUGCUGAUCUCUGCUAUGCUGGAGCUGAAGAUGUGGCCUGUGAUGUCUGCACUGGGAGGAAACUGAGAGCUGUCAAGUCCUGUCUGUUCUGUAUGAUUUCUUUCUGUGAGAAACACAUCCAGCCUCACUUUGAAAUCCCUGCUUAUGGAAAACACAAGCUGGUGGAGCCGUCAGAGAAGCUCCAGGAGAACAUCUGCUCUCGUCACGAUGAGGUGAUGAAGAUUUUCUGCCGUACUGAUCAGCAGUGUAUCUGUAUUUUGUGCUCCAUGGACGAACAUAAAGGCCACGACACAGUGUCAGCUGCAGCAGAGAGGACUGAGAGGCAGAGAGAGCUGGAGGGGAGUCGACACAACAUCCAGCAGAGAAUCCAGGACAGAGAGGAAGAUGUGAAGCUGCUUCAACAGGAGGUGGAGGCCAUCAAUGGCUCUGCUGAUAAAGCAGUGGAGCACAGUGAGAAGAUCUUCACCCAGCUGAUCCGUCUCAUGGAGGAAAGACGCUCUGAUGUGAAGCAGCAGGUCAGAUCCCAGCAGGAAACUGAAGUGAGUCGAGUCAAAGAGCUUCAGGAGAAGCUGGAGCAGGAGAUCACUGAGCUGAAGAGGAAAGACGCUGAGCUGAAGAAGCUCUCACACACAGAGGAUCACAACCAGUUUCUACACAACUACCCCUCACUGUCAGCACUCAGUGAGUCUACACACUCAUCCAGCAUCAACAUCCGUCCUCUCAAGUACUUUGAGGAUGUGACAGCAGCUGUGUCAGAGCUCAGAGACAAACUACAGGACGUCCUGAAAGACACAUGGACCAACAUCUCACUGACAGUGAUGAAAGUGGAUGUUUUACUGUCAAACCCACAACCAGAGCCGAAGACCAGAGCUGACUUCUUAAGAUAUUCACGUGAAAUCACACUGGAUCCAAACACAGCAAACACACAGCUGUUAUUAUCUGAGGGGAACAGAAAAGCAACAUACACGAGACAACAACAGUCUUAUUCUGAUCAUCCAGACAGAUUCACUUGGUGGCUUCAGGUCCUGAGUAGAGAGAGUCUGACUGGACGUUGUUACUGGGAGGUGGAGAGGAGAGGAGAAGUUUAUGUAGCAGUCGCAUACAAGAAUAUCAGCAGAGCAGGGGACUCAGAUGAAUGUAGAUUUGGAUACAAUGACAAAUCUUGGAGGUUAGAUUGUUACACAGACAGUUAUAAGUUUUAUCACAACAAAGUCCAAACUCCCGUCUCAGGUCGUCGGUCCUCCAGAGUUGGAGUGUACCUGGAUCACAGUGCAGGUAUUCUGUCCUUCUACAGCGUCUCUGACACCAUGACUCUCCUCCACAGAGUCCAGACCACAUUCACUCAGCCGCUCUGUGCUGGACUUCAGUUUGGAUGGUUUUCUGAAUCCGCUGUGUUCAGUAAACUCAAAUAGUCUGAAGUCAUUUCAGGGUCAGUGGGUUAAAUUGUGUGUUUCAUUCCUUCAGACUUGUUGUGUUUCCAUCAUUGUUGCUGAGAGCUGAUUGUUGUGGCAUUUCUUCACUGCACACAGAUCAACCUGUCAAUCAAACACUGUGGGCGGUACUUUGACGCCUUCUUGUUGUUCUGUAAAUGUUGGACUUUCUUCAGGCGGCGCUCCUUCCUGUGUCUGUUCAGCCACGGAGGCUCUCGCUGCUCCUGAUGACUUCACUUCACAUGAUCAUAAUCAAUAAGGAGAUGCUUCAUUAUUUGCUUGUACAUAGCUGAGAUUCUGCUCCAACACACUGACUGUGUGGAUGAAGUGAAUCUGAUCAUGAAAUCACUGAACAAGAGCGGUUUAACAGACUUUACUGACGGGACGUGUGAACAAACUGAAGCUUUAAAUCAUGAAUAAACAAACAUGAACAAAG
This is a messenger RNA of Acanthopagrus latus (yellowfin seabream), 2547 nucleotides long. Its product is annotated as tripartite motif-containing protein 16-like. NCBI's taxonomy places the organism in Eukaryota, Metazoa, Chordata, Actinopteri, Spariformes, Sparidae. The coding region runs from base 417 to 2093 and encodes 558 amino acids. Gene Ontology annotation, molecular function: protein binding; zinc ion binding. The transcript has a single exon. The record is from RefSeq and is a predicted model, not a curated record.